ACCAUUAUCGAAGCUCGGCUUGUUCCCACUUCUCCGAUCUAAAUCACUGCCAACCCGUGACAAUGUCAUCUCGCACGCAGGCCAAGUCGAAACUCAUCUCGCGGGGACCAUUGGACCCCAAUGAAGCCCGCUGGGCUCGAAUGAUCAAGACAACAUACACUGACCCCCUGGGUGUCGAGCGAACAUGGGAAUCAGCUGAGCGCACGACCCGUCCUGCCGGUAUUGAUCUUGAUGGCGUUGGGAUUGUCGCUAUUCUGAACAAAGAUACUGGCUCAGAGCUCCUUCUGCAGAAGCAAUACCGGCCCCCAAUUGAUGCAGUCGUUAUUGAGGUUCCUGCGGGACUAAUCGAUGCAGGUGAGACGCCUGAGCAGUGUGCUGUUCGAGAACUCAAAGAGGAGACUGGUUACGUUGGUGUGGCGGAGCAGACUAGUCCAGUGAUGUAUAACGACCCAGGACUUUGCAAUACCAACCUGCAUAUGGUCCACGUCCGGGUUGAUAUGUCCCUUCCCGAGAACAAGAACCCAAAGCCUGAACUUGAGGAUAACGAGUUCAUCGAAUGCUUUACUGUUCCAUUGAACUCACUGUUUGACGAGAUGAAGAAGCUUGAAAAAGAGGGUUAUGCUAUUGACGCCAGGGUUGGAACGCUAGCCGAAGGAAUUGAGCUGGCGAAGAAAUGGAGACUGUGA
This is a messenger RNA of Penicillium crustosum, 686 nucleotides long. Its product is annotated as MutT/nudix family protein. The record is from RefSeq and is a predicted model, not a curated record. Gene Ontology annotation, cellular component: nucleus; cytosol. Gene Ontology annotation, biological process: nucleoside phosphate metabolic process; ribose phosphate metabolic process. Bases 63 to 686 code for a protein of 207 amino acids. Lineage: Eukaryota; Fungi; Ascomycota; Eurotiomycetes; Eurotiales; Aspergillaceae. Gene Ontology annotation, molecular function: ADP-ribose diphosphatase activity. The transcript is spliced from 4 exons.